Trachymyrmex cornetzi is the source of this 1206-nucleotide messenger RNA. RefSeq lists its product as uncharacterized. The coding region runs from base 17 to 1087 and encodes 356 amino acids. The record is from RefSeq and is a predicted model, not a curated record. The transcript has 5 exons. Lineage: Eukaryota; Metazoa; Arthropoda; Insecta; Hymenoptera; Formicidae.
AGCCCGGAGCGACAAAAUGAAAGCGCUGCUCGUGAUUUGCGUCGCGGCAGUUUUUCACUCGAUCUUCGUCGCCUCGUACGACGACAAGGAUUACGACGAGGCACAAAUUUCUACGAAGGCGCGAGAUGUCGAAUAUAAGGAAACUCGUACGAAAUCAUACAAUCAUAUUUCGACGACACCCAUUUCGUUCAAGCAAAAAGAUGGUAACAAACACAGACAGAGAGCUAAUUCUUCACGACCCAGAAACCGUACGACGCAUCGUCCUCGUAAGGGUGGUAAAGGAUCUCGGCGGAAGACGGAUCGCGUUCCACCUGUCGUAAAAAUUCCCGAGAGCAAUCUUUAUGAGGAAGAGCGCGAGCAUGAAAGCAUUAACGUUUGGAAUUACAAGGACAAAAACGAUGACGUGGACGACAUACAUCAGAUUCGCGAAACUCUCGAUAAUUAUUAUCCGUUUCACGGAGGAUUGGAGUCUGUCCUGGCAAGAUUAAUCAAAGCGCUGGAGAACAAUACUGGAAAUGUGUCGAAUUCGAACGUAUCGAACUCGAGUGCCAUUGAUGACAUGAGCAGCUUCGACGAUGAAGAUCGCUGUCAGAAGUGGCUGGACAACAGGGAGAAGAUCGAGAAUGCCUUUCCGGGAUCCGUCGCCGACUUGCCAGCGUGCCCCUGCCUGUAUCCGAACACCAUCUUCUACGACAACCAGAUCUGGGAUAAGAAGCGAAAGAAGCAAUAUCGAUGGCGCGACGUGAGCCACGACAAGGACCGGCUCGCGAUCUACAAACCUGGCGCCGCUUAUUGCGUGCAGACUCUAGCGUCUCAGCAAAGUGAGAGCGCUAUCGUGCAACACUGUUGCUACGAUGAGAAUAGAAAACUACUGACCCGUGGCUCCGGCGCCGGCACACCGUACAUCGUCAGUCCGGAAAUCUCGCCUCUGCUGCACGACAAGAUCGACUUGUUGCCUUGGCGACUUUGUAAGGGUGAUUUCACGAGGUACAACGAAGUGAGAAUACCGAAUAAUGAUAACGACUGCGAGAUAAAUCCGGAUGAUGAAGAGUAUCAACAUCAAGUGGAAGGUGCGAAAGAUUAUUGAGACACGAUACCGUCGCAAUUGUACCAAAAAAGAGCAAUAAUUUGCCUAAUUUCCACUUCAAUUGUGUUCCCAAAAGAGAGUAGUCUGAAAGAUUUAUAUUUAUUUUCUAUAAUUAUUUC